UCUCUCUAAUCGGAUGAGGAUCACUUUCUGCUUUGUUCCCCCUGCAUGUGCAGUAACUGUGCAAACAUUAAAGAUCGCAGUUUGGAAAGGAAGUGCCUGUAACUGGAGAACACUCCUCCUCAUCCAGCUCAUUGGAGAAGCCUGGGCUCUCUCUCCCUCCAUGUAUCUCUGGGUUACAUCUGUUUGAGUUUCCUUAUUUCUGCGUAGAAGUUUUCUUGAUCCUCUACUUGCGGCAUGGAGCAAGCCUAUGGAGAAGUAAACCAGCUCGGAGGGGUGUUUGUCAACGGAAGACCUCUACCCAAUGCCAUCAGGCUGAGGAUAGUGGAGCUGGCCCAGCUGGGGAUAAGACCUUGUGAUAUUAGCAGGCAGCUACGAGUUUCCCAUGGAUGUGUGAGUAAAAUCCUGGCCAGGUACAACGAAACAGGCUCCAUCCUACCCGGGGCAAUCGGAGGGAGCAAGCCCAGAGUCACCACUCCUAACGUGGUGAAGCAUAUCAGGGAGUACAAACAAGGAGACCCGGGCAUCUUCGCAUGGGAGAUCAGGGACCGGCUGCUGGCUGACAACGUCUGCGAUAAGUACAAUGUUCCGUCUGUCAGCUCCAUCAGUAGGAUAUUGAGGAAUAAAAUCGGGAACCUGUCUCAGCCUAGCCAAUAUGAAAGCUCCAAGCAGUCAUCGCAGCCGACUUUACCGUAUAAUCACAUUUAUCAAUACCCCUACCCAAACCCAAUAUCACCUGGUUCGACCAAAAUGGGAAGUCAUCACCCAGGAGUGCAUAUGCCAACGGGACAUGUCAGCAUUGCGAGGUCCUGGCCGUCAGCUCACUCUGUCAACAACAUCUUAGGUAUACGCACCUUUAUGGAACAAACAGGCGCGAUUGCUGGCGCAGACUGUUCCGUAUAUUCCCCCAAAAUGGAAGAGUGGACCAGCGUUAACAGGACAGGAUUUCCUUCCAAUCAGAACAUCAACGGGAUAGAGAAGUCUGCAGUAGACUCUGACAUCAAAUACGCACAGCCUGCCUCAAGUCUUUCCACUGUGGGUAGCUUUGUUCAAGCCUGCACCUACCCUUCUACCAACCAGUACGGGGUAUAUGGGGGACCAGGAGCUGGAUAUGUUACCCCAGGACACCACUGGCAGACACAAGGCAGCCCCCUGGCUCAUCACGGUCCAAGCGUGACUGUACAUGGAGGAGACAUUACAGCCCCUAUGACAUUCAAGCACCAAGUCAGGGAAGUUAUGAACAGAAAGCAAAUCAAUCCCAUCAUUAAACAUCACGAUGCCUUGAACAGUGUACAUGGACUAUCAAUUCCAGCCUCAUCCACUUAACAACACUUAACAAUUCACUGAAUCUAUAGACUUCAUGGUGGCUACAGAAAACAGGUCAGGCACAAACUCUGAAACUAAAUGUGGUUCCUAUGGUGGCAAGAAGGUUGACUGUAGGAAAAGUCCACAAUGUCAACGACUAAAACUUUUUCACAGAGGACUAACAAAAGCGGAGCAAGGUGAGGAACGAUGUGGAGAUUGGAUGAACUGUUUACCUUGGAAAAAUGAGGCUAAUGCUGAAAGCCCUUCUCUCCACCCAGUUAUUUGCUGUCUCCUCUCGUCUUCCCUCACAUCUCAUUGUAUUCCCCUCUCAUCAAUGUCUACUAGUUUACAAUCUGCAUUGGAAAGAGGAUUUUUUUUCUGGCUGGUUCUAGACACUGAUUUUUAAUGCUUGUUAGGGGGAUAUUUCAAAUUUUUCCAAAUGGUUGGAAUAAACUGUAUGAUGUGAAGCAAUCUUUGUGAGUGUAUUGUAUAUCCUAGAUUGUAAAUGUACAAAAUAAAUAACAGCAUUUUAUUUUAUAUUUUUAUAAACAUAAAUAUCAUAAAUAAAUGGAA
This is a messenger RNA of Pseudophryne corroboree (corroboree frog), 1875 nucleotides long. It is a transcript of the gene PAX1, whose product is annotated as paired box 1. Gene Ontology annotation, molecular function: RNA polymerase II cis-regulatory region sequence-specific DNA binding; DNA-binding transcription factor activity, RNA polymerase II-specific. NCBI's taxonomy places the organism in Eukaryota, Metazoa, Chordata, Amphibia, Anura, Myobatrachidae. Bases 235 to 1323 code for a protein of 362 amino acids. The record is from RefSeq and is a predicted model, not a curated record. Gene Ontology annotation, biological process: anatomical structure development; regulation of transcription by RNA polymerase II. The transcript is spliced from 5 exons.